UUAUAAUUUAAAGUAUUUAUUAACAUGGAAGAAACAUCGGAGACUCCUUCAGGAGUAUUCGAAGGAUACCUCAAGAAACACAAAACAGUCGGAGGUCUCACUCUGUUUACUGAGUGGACCAAGCGGUACUUCGUGCUCAACCUCGACAGCUUCACAAUGGUGUACUACAGAAACCGUAAAAAGAAAGGCAAGGCCAACCCUGUUCCGCUCAGAGAAAUGCUCAAAGUCGCAAGGCCUGAAGCUGAAGCCACUGAUACUCCUGUAGUAGGAGGCAAAGAGUGGGGGUACGAGUUCGAAGUUCUCACUCGCUCCAGACACUUCAGGUUCAAUGCAUACUCGUGGAACGACAGAGAAGUCUGGCAUAAAGCCUUCACUAAGUUGAUGGAGCACAAAUAAAAAGAUUCUGCUUGCCAGAGGAAUCACCAUGGAUGAGUCUGCGCUUCAUAAAGACAACCUCAAACAGAUUCCUGACAAAUACGACUUAAGAGACAGCGACUUCGGAGCCGGUGGAGGUGUAAUCACCAUUGCAGAAGCCUCUGAAAUGUACAGAGAUGAAGCCAUUCGCAACAUCGAGGAAGAAGAAGCCAGAAAGCUCGAGCAAGAAGAAGCUCAAAGGCAAGCAGAGGAAGGCGAAGGAGACCAAGCAGAGCCAGAACAAGACGCUCAACAAGAUCCCAGUCAAGACCAGCACUUGCCUGACGAGAACGGUGGCUCUGACCCCAAGAGUAACACCGAAGACGACGACAACAAGUUUAUGACUGAAGAAUCGUUCUUAGAGCGCAUCAAAGAAAUCCGACAUGAAGGAAGCCCUAGCAAGCGCAACAAGAAAGUUCCUAGCAAAGAGUCAGCUAAAGAUGACAGAGAAGACUCUGGUGGCGACAACUUCAACCACCCUGACAUUCCAAGCAUAACCGAUAUGUCGAAGAAAAGCAAGUCUGUGCGAGUCAAUUUGAAAAGAGCUAAAGACACUCAGGACGAACAAGCCGAUGGAGCAGGGACCCAGAGGAAACUCAACAUCAAAGCUAAAAAGAACAAACCUGAAGAUGGCACCAAAGUGGAGAGACUGGUCACAUUGCCUGAGCCUGAGAACAAAAGGCUGAACACAAUAGCGUUUGAAGGGCAAGAAAACCAGAAGAAGAAGUACGACUUUAACUUGGAGGACACGGAUCCAGAUUUGCAAUUUGAUCCGGCUCAAAUUAAGAAUAUUGUGACUGAACCUCGUGAAACUAUCAAGCUAGCUCCUGUAAAAGAAAGCAAACUCCAGACUAUUGCUCCUCCCCCAGAAAGAAAACCCGCAACGACCUAUACAAGUGGAUUCUUAAAGAAUAAUAACUAUAACGACUUAGCCCAAGCUUUUUAUCCAAAGCCUCCACAACCAAAGAGAGAGCCAGCCCAAAGGAGACAAAUGACCAUGGACAGCCCAUCCAAGAAUAUUCAAAAAGAACACCCUUUAUUAAACAAGUGGGAGAAACAAUAUGGUGGCAUCAAAGAUAGACAAUUCUUAGUAGAAGAUGAUCCUGAAGAUCAUCAUUUUACCGAUAGGAAUAGGAAAUUGAGCAGUUUCAACAACCCAAAUCACUUCGGAGGCAACACCUAUGCCGAUGAUAUUCCUGAAGAGCUUCCAGAAGAACCUAAUGUAAAAGUAUACGUUGAGAAUCCUUUACUUGAAAAGAAGAGAAAUAAAUUAGAGGCUUCUAAUUCUCAGAAGGAAUUUGAAUUUGACUGGGAUGAGGAAGAGAGCAUGUCCUAUCUGAAGAAACUUGGUGAUGAAAACUUUAAAGAAAAUUAUCAUAAAUAUGGAAGCAAGAAUGGUCCUGUAAAGCCACCGCUUAAGACAAUUAACGAAAGAGAAGAAAAGGUUCCCAGAAAGAAUAAACACAAGAGAUCAUCUAAGAGCAAAGUCAAGACAGAGAGAAGAAAGGAGAGGAACUUCAGGUCUGUUGCUCCCAAAUUCGUUGACGACUGGGAUGAUUAA
Messenger RNA from Moneuplotes crassus, 1975 nucleotides. NCBI's taxonomy places the organism in Eukaryota, Ciliophora, Spirotrichea, Euplotida, Euplotidae. The record is from the annotation of a GenBank genome assembly.